AUGGGUCCAGGGGGUUCAGACAUCGCGUUAAACCCCAUUUUACCUUACCUCACUUUCUCACCUCACGUCGCCAUCUCACCUAACCUCACAUCACCUCACCUAAUCAAACCUCAUCACCACACUGAAUCGCACCGCGCCCCACCGCGCCCGACCGCACCUCACCGCACCUCACCGCACCUCACCACACUUUACCGCACCUCACCGCACCAAACCGCACCUCACCACACUUUACCGCACCAAACCGCACCUCACCGCGCCCCAUCGAAUCUCACUGCGCCCCGACGCACCCUACGGCACCUCACCGUACCUCACCACACCCUAUCGUACCUCAUCGCACCUCACCCCGCCCAAACGCACCUCACCGCUCCUCACCGCGCCUCACCGAAUCUCACUGCGCCCCAACGCACCUCACCGUACCUCACCGCACCCCACCGUACCUCACCGCACCCCACCGCACCUCACCCCGCCCAAACGCACCUCACCGCUCCACACUGCGCCCAACCGCACCUCACCGAACCUCACCGUACCUCACCGUACCUCACCGCAACUCACCAUACCUCACCGCUCCACACUGCGCCCCAUCGCACCUCCCCUUACCUCACUGCACCUCGGUGCACCUCACCAUACCUCACCGCUCCACACUGCACCUCACCGCACCUCACCGUACCUCACCGCACCUCACCGCACUUCACCGCUCCACACUGCGCCCCAUCGCACCUCCCCUUACCUCACUGCACCUCACCGCACCUCACCGCACCUCACCAUACCUCACCGCUCCAUACUGCGCCCCAUCGCACCUCCCCUUACCUCACUGCACCUCACCGCACCUCACCGUACCUCACCGCACCUCACCAUACCUCACCGCUCCACACUGCGCCCAAUCGCACCUCCCCUUACCUCACUGCACCUCGGUGCACCUUACCGGACCUCACCGCUCCACACUGCGCCCCAUCGCACCUCCCCUUACCUCACUGCACCUCACCGCACCUCACCGUACCUCACCGCACCUCACCAUACCUCACCGCUCCACACUGCGCCCAAUCGCACCUCCCCUUACCUCACUGCACCUCGGUGCACCUCACAAUACCUCACCGCUCCACACUGCGCCCCAUCGCACCUCCCCUUACCUCACUGCACCUCACCAUACCUCACCGCUCCACAGUGCGCCCCAUCGCACCUCCCCUUACCUCACUGCAUCUCACCGCACCUCACCAUACCUCACCGCUCCACACUGCGCCCCAUCGCACCUCCCCCUACCUCACUGCACCUCACCAUACCUCACCGCCCCACACUGCGCCCCAUCGCACCUCCCCUUACCUCACCGCACCUCACCAUACCUCACCGCUCCACACUGCGCCCCAUCGCACCUCCCCUUACCUCACUGCAUCUCACCGCACCUCACUAUACCUCACCGCUCCACACUGCGCUCCAUCGCACCUCCCCUUACCUCACUGCACCCCGGUGCACCUCACCAUACCUCACCGUACCUCACCGCACCUCACCAUACCUCACCGCUCCACACUGCGCCCCAUCGCACCUCCCCUUAUCUCACUGCACCUCACCAUACCUCACCGCUCCACAGUGCGCCCCAUCGCACCUCCCCUUACCUCACUGCAUCUCACCGCACCUCACCAUACCUCACCGCUCCACACUGCGCCCCAUCGCACCUCCCCCUACCUCACUGCACCUCACCAUACCUCACCGCCCCACACUGCGCCCCAUCGCACCUCCCCUUACCUCACCGCACCUCACCAUACCUCACCGCUCCACACUGCGCCCCAUCGCACCUCCCCUUACCUCACUGCAUCUCACCGCACCUCACUAUACCUCACCGCUCCACACUGCGCUCCAUCGCACCUCCCCUUACCUCACUGCACCCCGGUGCACCUCACCAUACCUCACCGUACCUCACCGCACCUCACCAUACCUCACCGCUCCACACUGCGCCCCAUCGCACCUCCCCUUAUCUCACUGCACCUCACCAUACCUCACCGCACCUCACUGCACCUCACCGCACCUAACCGUACCUCACCGCUCCACACAGCAUCAUCGUCGCCGUUGUGGUUUUCAUCACCUAACGAGCUAUGGCAAAAAUAA
This is a messenger RNA of Haliotis rufescens (red abalone), 2097 nucleotides long. RefSeq names its product early nodulin-75-like. The transcript is spliced from 2 exons. The record is from RefSeq and is a predicted model, not a curated record. The coding region runs from base 1 to 2097 and encodes 698 amino acids. NCBI's taxonomy places the organism in Eukaryota, Metazoa, Mollusca, Gastropoda, Lepetellida, Haliotidae.